Messenger RNA from Salvia hispanica, 2347 nucleotides. Its product is annotated as rhamnogalacturonan I rhamnosyltransferase 1. The record is from RefSeq and is a predicted model, not a curated record. NCBI's taxonomy places the organism in Eukaryota, Viridiplantae, Streptophyta, Magnoliopsida, Lamiales, Lamiaceae. Gene Ontology annotation, cellular component: cytoplasm.
CAACUGCUCUUCAUCACUCAGCAAUUCCUAAUUCUUGAAUAGGGUCUCUCGAUUUCUCAUAUUUCAUCCGUUUCGUUUUCAAGAUUCAUGUGGAAGUCUCGCAUUGUGGCUGGAUUUUAAUUAGAUGAAACAAUUGCGUGUGUUUGAAUUGGAUUAACAAAAUUGUGAAUUUCCAAUUAGAAAAUCUUGAUUUCUCGAGGCGAUUGCAUUUAAUACCAGUUUUCCACAAUUUAGAUUCGCCUUGUUUUGCGUAAAGACAGCUUCAAAUUAUUGAAAAAUCAUAUCUUUAUUGUGUUUCUUCUGAAGUAUAUAUAUAUAUUCAUUCUGCUGCCGGUUGAAACGACUUUUUAGCAUCAAUCUCUCACUGUCACACACCAGUUUCUUUUCACUAUCUCUGGUUCUUGAAAAUCCAUUGCUUGAUUAUGAAGUUUUGAGGGCGUGAAAAUGUGUAAAUUGGAGGAUGGGGUUGAGGCAGAGGAGAGCCAUCCGCAAUGGAAUGUGGGGAUGAAUAUCUUGGGUGGAAAGGAAGUUGCGGAGACCAUGUAUUUGAGGCUCUCUCAUGCUAGAAUGAAGCUAUGGAUUCUGAGAUUAAUCACCACAUUAUUGAUAUGGAUAUGCAUUAUGCAAUUUGUGGCAGUUGGAGAAGAUUGGGGGCCAAAGUUGUUGAAGAGCUGGCCUUCUUGUUCCAUCCCUCCCAUUAUGCAUGAUGCAACUAAUGUGUCUUCUUUUCUGCCCAAACGGCCUCAUCUUCCACCUAAGAGAGUAUACAACAAUAAUGGUUACCUUGUUGUUUCUUGCAAUGGAGGGCUCAACCAAAUGCGAGCAGCUAUUUGUGAUAUGGUUUCCAUAGCCAGACACCUUAACAUUACUCUAAUUGUCCCUGAAUUGGAUAAAACAUCGUUUUGGGCGGAUCCGAGGUCAAUAGAAAUUACUCCAUGUACUCACAUCCUAUAUCACCAGUGUCUUUUGCUUAUUAGAUUUUGUUAUCUCUGCUGCAGUGAUUUUCAGGAUAUAUUCGAUGUUGAUCACUUCAUUCUUUCAUUGAGGGAUGAGGUUAGGAUACUGAAAGAACUUCCACCACGGCUUAAAAGGAGAGUAGAACGUGGAAUGUCCCAUGAGUUGCCUCCUGUUAGUUGGUCGAAUCUUUCUUACUACCAUCAGCAGAUUCUUCCACUUCUUAAAAGGCAUAAAGUUGUACGCUUAAAUAAAACUGAUGCUCGCCUUGCCAACAACGGAUUGCCACUCGAAGUUCAGAAGCUACGUUGCAAAGUGAAUUUCAAUGCACUGAGAUUUACUACCCCAAUCCAGGAGUUGGGCAGAAAAGUGGUCAGGAUGCUGAGACGAAAAGGUUCUUUCCUUGUGCUCCACCUUAGAUACGAAAUGGACAUGCUGUCCUUUUCUGGCUGCACUCGAGGCUGCAACACCAAUGAGAUAAAUGAACUGACUGCAAUGAGAUAUUCUAACCCUGGGUGGAAGGAGAAAGUCAUAGAUCCCGACCUUAAAAGGAAAGACGGUCUAUGCCCUUUGACGCCUGAAGAAACUGCUUUAGUGCUGAGGGCUCUUGGUAUCGAUCCUAAUGUUCAAAUAUACAUAGCAGCUGGAGAGAUUUAUGGUGGCAAAAGGCGACUGAAAAGUUUAACUAACGCGUUCCCCAAUCUGGUUACAAAGGAAAUGUUGCUGGAGCCCUCUGAUUUGUCGUUUUUCAAGAAUCACUCGUCACAGAUGGCUGCUCUGGACUAUCUUGUUUCAUUGGAGAGUGAUGUUUUUGUUCCCACGUACGAUGGAAAUAUGGCUAGAGUUGUAGAAGGACAUCGCAGGUAUUUAGGUUUCAAGAAGACUAUUCUACUUAACAGGAGAAUUUUGGUUGGUUUGAUCGAUCAAUACAACGAAGGAACGUUGAGCUGGGACGAGUUCUCAUUCCACGUGAAGGAGGCUCAUGAAAACCGAGUGGGGAGCCCCAAGAAGCGCGCUAUAAUCCCAGACAGACCGAAGGAGGAAGAUUACUUUUAUAGCAACCCACAGGAAUGCCUUGCUGCAGAUACUUGACAUUUUUGGCACGUAUAUUAUGCUCGUGUAGAUUACAUUGACAGCACACAGCUCGUGUGUAGACUAUGAGAACAGAUGCUUGCAGGAGGAUGAGGAUGAGGCCGGCCUUUACACGAUUCUUUUAUUUAAGAAUCUGUACAGAUUCAAAUCACCCUUUGAGUUGCAGGAUUGUAGAAAACUCUGUUAGGAAAAUGAAUAGGUCUGCUGCUGAUUGUUGGAUAACAUUUGAGAAACAUGUUUUGCCUUUCUUACCAUCUUUUUUGGUAUUUCAAUUUCUUAGGAAAUGAUUCCACACUUUCAA